GCAUGAAGCAGGUUCUCACGCCACCCAGGGUAGUGCUGGUGGGAGGGGCCUGUGAGUCGUGUACUCGUACGGCCAGUGCUCCGCUAAGCCUGGUUGCCCUGUACUGUAUCCCUUUUGCACGGCAGGCCAGCGGGAGGGGUUCUUUUUUGUCGCAUCCCUGCUUUGGAUCGUUAUGCCAGGCGACCGAGUAUAAUUUCCUCCCCGCCAUUUGAGCACCUCCUUUCAAGUUCGCAUCUGUAGAGCACGGGUAAGACCGGCUCUAAGCAGGAGGUGGUGGUGACUUAGGGUUGUCGAGUGUGCGUGUUGUUGCUUGCCUCUCGGCUGGUCACAGACAGCGACAGGUAUGGCGCCGAAGAAGGACGCGAAGGCCGCCGCCGCCAAGCCGGCCAAGAGUACUGGCGGUGGAAAGCAGAAGAAGAAGAAGUGGAGCAAGGGAAAGCAGAAGGAAAAGGUCAACAACAUGGUCCUCUUCGACCAGGCUACGUAUGACAAGCUGCUCUCCGAAGUGCCGAAGUACAAGCUCAUCACGCCUUCCGUGCUCUCCGAUCGUCUGAGGAUCACCGGCAGUCUCGCCAGGAACGCGAUCAAGGAGCUCAUGGCACGUGGCGUUAUUCGGUUGGUGAGCGCUCAUGCCAAUCAGCAGAUUUACACGAGGGCUACGAACACAUAAGCGGGCAUUUGUAUGCAGUAGGUGCGUUGCGAGGGGCCAUUGGAGGGAAGGGGGUUGGGAAUGGGUCCAAGACAAGGGCAGUCCUAGUACCUGCAGGAGCUUUGGGCUGCACGUUUCGGCAGAAAUAGGGUUUCUGCAAUCGUCAUGCCACACUUUGUGAUGAUGCGGCGGUGCAAUGUCAUCCAUAAACACGCCGCAGCUUGUUCGCGCGGAAUUUUGGUUGGUGCCUGAAGAGGGUUUGUGUUGUUGAUCAUUUGAGUAAAUUCUUUUUCGAGAAGUGAUGGAAGUAUUUUGAGGGGAUGGGAAUUGAAAUGUGUCGGCCCGACUUUGACUCCCCUACCUCCGUGUGUUUGCAGUUCCAUGGAUUGCCGAGAUUGCUAUGUUCCCGAAAUCUCUUAUGGCAACUCUUCCUGCCCUAAUUUUCACUGUAUGUCCUUUUUUUUUUUUGUUCAUUUUAUGUCCCCUAGUCCUUUUUUCUCUCCUACCACUCCUGCCCUUUCUCGUAGGUUCGUCUCCAGUCUCCUUUUCUCCCCGUUCUCUUUCUCUCCACCUUCUCAUUCUCCCCCUCUUCUCUCCCGCCUUUUGGCGGUCCUCCUUUCCUAACUAGCUACUCUUCUUCGUACGAUGUUUUCCUCCUUUCCCUCCUCCCUCCUCCCUCCUCGCUUUCCUCUCGUCGUUUUACCCUCCUCGCUCCCUUUCUCUCCUCCCUCCGUUUCUCACAGUAACUUGUCCCCACUUUGUGAUCUCUUCCCCUCUAUGCUUACAUUUUCUUUUUUUUUGGCCUCUUCUUUCCUGUUGCGCAUUCUUUCCUCUGGCCCAUCUUCUCUCCCCGUUUCCUUCUCUCCUCUUUUCCCUCCAUUCUCUCCUCCCCCCUCUCCUCUUGGACCUCCUGUUCUCUCCACAUCUUCACCUACUUCCCUACGUCCCUCCUUACCUCCUCCCCACUUCUCCCCAUUUCACUCCCCGGUCCUCCCUUUCCUCCCCUCCUCUCGUCCCCCCUUCUCUUCCCCCGUGUUUCCGUUCUUUAAUCUACGAAGUCUACUCCUUGUCCCCUCCUGCUCUGUUCUCUCCCCUCUCCCCUUCCCUCUCCUCUGUUUCAAGAGACCUGACCAAGGUUGUGUCAACCAGCAACCCUACCCGUUUUGUACUCCAGUGAUUGGCCCUUUUUCUCUUGAGCCUUUCGCUCUCCUCCUUUUUCUCCUUCUCUUCACGUCGCGUCGUUGCCUGGCGUCAUCUGUUCCUGUGCCCGUCUCUCCUCUCCCGUCAUCUGACGCUUUGCUUCCUGUCCUUUUCUCCCCGACUUUUCUCCGUUCCGUGCUCCGCAACUCUUAAUUCUCCUCUUUGUAACCCAUUCUCCUUUUCCUUCCCUUCCCUCCCUUUUUUUAACAGGUAACUCCUGUUGUUUCCCAUUUUCUCUACUGCCCUAUCUCUCAAUUCUUGUCCGUCUGCUCCGUGUCUGCUUCUUACCCCCCUUUUUUGCUAUCGGUGUGCCUGGUAUGUGAUUGCCCCCGGAUCCGAAAUUUGUUUUCUAUUGCGGCAGCAAUGUUCGUAUGUGCAGUGUGCCAUCCAAGUCGUCUUUGUGGUGCUUAGAGUCUGAGAGAAGUAUCUUGUUCACCACCUAUAUCUUGAAUUUUACUCUGGGAUCUGAUCAUGACUUCUGUCGUUGAAAUGGAUGAUUUACUAUUGCUACAUGCAUGCUUAUACUUCUCGUUCUCAUGCAUGCUCAUACUGCCCGUUCUCAUGCAUGCUCAGACUUCCUGUUCUCUGCCGUGGGAUCGGCCAUGGAAUGUGAACGUUGAGUUGGUCUCCGGCUGCCCUGUAUUUAUGGGUAAAAAGCUGUUCUUCGUCUUCUGGUGGUGGUAUUUUACUGUCGUACUUUGCCGAAGUUUUGUGUCUUCGCCCGUAUCACUCGUUUUAAGUCUGUACGUAGACUGGAGGUUGCCCCAAGUACAACUAUUACAACCC
This is a messenger RNA of Chara braunii, 2635 nucleotides long. The record is from the annotation of a GenBank genome assembly. Lineage: Eukaryota; Viridiplantae; Streptophyta; Charophyceae; Charales; Characeae.